ACACGUUUUUUUUAUUUUAUUUGCGCUUCUCAGACUGCAGGUUUUMGGUCGAAGUUGUUGACAAAAUCUGUGGUAAAUUGUUAAUGACAUUAAUACUUUUCAAAUCGUACAUAUUUAUCUUCUGCUAAAAACGUAGUUUGAAUCUUGGGUCUGUAACCGGAUAUACCCUGAACUUUAACGUGAGUCGAUGAUGUGCGUCACACAAAGCACGGUCUGUCCGUGAAAAGGCGCCAUGUUGAUUUGGAUGRUAGGCCUCGUUUUUAUUAGGGGUGYGGUAAAUAUAYAGCUCUCUUUAAAAGUCGAAGGUGUUUAGAAUUAUUAUUCCAAGAUGUCGGCAGAUGAUUUCCAGACAAAGUAUGCCUCCGUGAUGGAGAGCAUGUUGAAGUCCGCUAUCGCAGAGACCACGAAACUUUUCGAAAACAUGGUUGACGAGCUGAAGGCAGAAAUAUCCCAGAUCAAGAAGGAGAACGCGGACCUAAAAUCGAAGUGUUUCCAGUAUGAAGUCGAGAAGAGCCAGCCGGUUGAUCGCGCUGAAGAAAGUGAUUCUCAGCCGGGGCAAAGCGAUGAUUCUGGGAAAUGCGACUCUGGGAUACAAUGUGAUCUUGUUCCUUACCGCACUGUGUUGGUGGAGGAAUGUCAGCCUUUGGUGGAAUCUCCACAGCAAAACCAAGAGCAACAAAGCACCCAUGACAGUGUGGGCUACACUUGGCAGGACCAUAAUUACGUCAGUAAUGGGUGCAGAGGUCCAAAGAUUGUUCAUGUCAAACAAGAGUCUUCCUUGAAGCAAGAGGAAGAAGAAUCUGAUUUAAUCUCUGAACAAGUCUUGUCUAAAACGGGAGCUUCUGUUAGCGUUGAAUGUGAAGAAUCGAGAAUCAGCAAAGGAUCUUCAGUAGAACAAAUUCCAUCUCAAAAAAGGGAUGCAACUCAGAUGGUCCUGCAACUACCUUGUUUUGGAACAGACAGCAGUCAUGAGGUAGCCCAGAACCAGCCAUCUGGCUUAAAUCAUUCCCUGGUUAUUUCACUUACGGAUGCUUUCAGAGAAGAUAUUAAAGAGGAGAAUGAAGUUUAUCAAAUGACUCCAAAAAUGGGCACAUCCGAAGAUCUCAGAUCUCAAAAACAGCAAUUAGUCCCUGAAGGGUAUCACCUGGACAAGGCAUCAUUACUUGAUGAGCAAACUGAAGGUACUGUGAAACAACAUGGUGAUGUGGCCUGUACAACUAACCAGUUCGCAGAGUCUGAACUGAUCAGAAAAGAAGUAGUUGAUGAAGAAGUAAAAGGUAAUGUAGAAGAUGAUGUUGCUAAUACCAAUCCAGCACGCCGCCGAAGAGGACGCCCCCCCAAAAAACGUAAUGCAAAACAAAAUCUUCCUAAGACUCAAAAAAAAGUUGGUGCUCAAGCAGCAGUAAAUGCCUCUCCAUCAGAACCUUCAGAAGCAUCUGCAAGCGAGGUUUUAGAGACUUGCUCCAGCUUCUCCCCACCAGGCAAAUGGAAUGCAAACACUCCUGCGAUGGAGGAAAAAAGCAAGACACAUUCUUCCCCUCCUAAGCAGCCACCCCUUAAAUCUUCACAGCUUUUCCUAGAAGUGGAAAAAGAGAGAACUGAAGUUCGAGUAUUUAGAGCUUCUUCAGCGAGUAAAACAACAAACCCUCCACAAAGUGAGUCACCACAAGCAUCUUCAGAUCUGCUCAAUGAAAGACAGUCUUCUGUAAGCCUUCAGGAUGCAAUGCUGCUCAUUGAAGCCAUGAAUCAGUCGACCCUUGAGAAUACAUUCUCUCUGACACAAGUCCCAUCACAACCUCAGACACAUGUUCCCCUUGCGGGUCCUACAGAAAGUCUAGCAGUGCAGCAGAGACCACUUGUUAAAAUUCAUCACGCAACAGACACCCUUGAUGUCUCUUCAAAUAUGACAGGUACUGGUUUAUCAAAUGACACAGUGCUUCAAAAUGAAGAAACUGCACCUAAACAACCUCAACUUGUGCCCAUUCUUAACAAUGCUACAUUGCCGGUACUUUCAGCUUUAUCACCAACUGCUGCAACCCAAACAGUUAUACAGUCGCUUCCACUUCCUCGGCUCAAAGUGGGAUCGCCCACUAAUGUACCUCGUACCAUUAUUAUUUUGCCACGGCCUGCUUUGUCUUUUUCAUCUCUUAAUACUUCUGAUGCAUCUAAAACCCAGUCUUCCACAGUUGACGCUACGGCUUCUCAUAUGGUCCUCACAGCUCCACCUUCUCCUGGUUUGGAAUUGUCUUGUGAAAAACCUUCCCAUUCCUUUAAUACUCCAACUACAAUUAAAGUUACCUACAGGAAAUUAGACCCUGUGUCACCUAUACAGUCGACUACCAUUUUAGCUGAUCACCAUUUAAUGAUUUCUGCGAACAAAAAAUUAACCAUUGUUCCAAAAUCAUUCCUUGCAGCAAAACAGGGUAUCGUUGAACAAGAAGCUCCUGUCAGUGACCCUGUACCAGAAGCUACUGUUGGUAACCCUGAACCAGAAACUCCAGUCAAUAUCCUUGAACUAGAAGUUCCCAUUUAUGCCCCUGAAUCAGAAGCUACUGCUGAUAACCCUGAACCAGAAGCUACUGCUGAUAACCCUGAACCAGAAGCUACUGCUGAUAACCCUGAACCAGAAGCUACUGCUGAUAACCCUGAACCAGAAGCUACUGUUAAUACCCUUGAACCAGAAACCCCUGUCGAUGCACUUAAACUAAAAGCUACUGACUCUACCCUUGAACCAGAAACACCAUUUGAUACACUUGAACCAGAAGCUCCCGUUUAUACCCCUGAACCAGACGCUCUUGUCUCUACCCCUGAAUCAGAAGCUCCUGUAAAUACCCUUGAACCCGAAGCUCACGUCGACAUUCCUAAACCCAAAGCUCACGUCGACUCCCCUGAAUCCGAAGCUCACACAAACACUUCUGAACCAGAAGUGUCUGCCCAUGCCUCUGAACCAGAAGGUUUUGUUGACUCACCAGAACCAGAAGCUCACAUAGACACCCCUGAACCCGAAACUCAUUUUGACACCCCUGAAUCUGAAGCUCACGUCGACACCCCUGAACCCGAAGCUCACGCCGACACCCCUGAACCCGAAGCUCACGUCGACACCCCUGAACCCGAAGCUCACGUCGACA
Messenger RNA from Austrofundulus limnaeus, 3128 nucleotides. Its product is annotated as protein P200. The record is from RefSeq and is a predicted model, not a curated record. NCBI's taxonomy places the organism in Eukaryota, Metazoa, Chordata, Actinopteri, Cyprinodontiformes, Rivulidae.